AUGUCUAACCUGAAGCCGACAGGACACAGUAGCUGUACAUCCGGCACAAUUCGUCUACCUCCAGAACAAGCCAUCACCAAUGCGCUCAACGAGGUCCACGUGAGACGCUUCUUGCACGGCGUCGGCCUGUGCAAACGCGUCUUCGCCCUCGCGGAGAUCGGUGGAGUACGACUAAAAAUUCUCUGCGUCUUCCGUCCCUCUGGAUCCGAGGUCAUUCUCGCCAAGGUCAAGUUCUCGGAUGAGGACGGUGUCCGACUAACUGUCGGAUUCUUUGGCGACAUCUACGCCCCCCUUGUUUACCUGCCGGACCCCCGCGCCUUCAUGUCUUCCCCGACACCCAUCUCCGUCCGCCCCCAGCGACCCAGAAGAGCGAGCACAUUCCGGCUUCCAGGAUCGGAAGCAACUUGCUUGUCUCACGAGCUCCUCGAGUUGCCCCUGACGGACGGGAUAUACAUCAACGCCGGCGAUGUCCUCCGG
This is a messenger RNA of Epithele typhae, 477 nucleotides long. RefSeq lists its product as uncharacterized. The transcript is spliced from 5 exons. NCBI's taxonomy places the organism in Eukaryota, Fungi, Basidiomycota, Agaricomycetes, Polyporales, Epitheliaceae. The record is from RefSeq and is a predicted model, not a curated record. The annotation marks the transcript as partial.